UGCAAUUACUCGAAAUUUUCAGACCCAAAAUGGCUCACUUCAUUACUUUUCUACUGGUACUGUCACUUUCUCUUACCUUCUCCUUGCUCCCUGAAACAGCUUCAGCUCAACUAAGACAAAAUUACUACGCUAAAACCUGUCCCAAUGUAGAAUCCAUUGUAAGAAACGCCGUUACUCAGAAAUUCAGACAAACUUUUGUCACUGUCCCCGCAACUAUCCGCCUCUUCUUCCAUGAUUGCUUUGUCCAGGGUUGUGAUGCUUCAGUAAUUAUUCAAUCCACCGGCAGCAACAAAGCCGAAAAGGACCACCCCGACAACUUGUCGUUAGCCGGUGACGGUUUCGACACCGUCAUCAAGGCGAAACAAGCGGUCGAUGCGGUUACGAGUUGUAGAAACAAGGUUUCAUGUGCUGAUAUUUUGGCAAUGGCGACUCGUGAUGUCAUUGCUCUGUCAGGUGGACCAUCUUAUGCAGUUGAAUUGGGGAGGUUGGAUGGGCUAAGCUCCACAGCAGCUAGUGUCAAUGGCAAGCUGCCUCAUCCAGAUUUCAACUUGAACCAGCUCAACUCUAUGUUUGCAGCACAUGGACUCACUCAAACUGACAUGAUUGCUCUCUCAGCUGCACACAGCGUUGGAUUCUCUCAUUGCAGCAAGUUUUCAAACCGGAUAUACAAUUUCAGUCGUCAAAGUGCAGUAGACCCGACAUUGAACCGAGCAUAUGCGACCCAACUACAACAAAUGUGUCCUAAAAAUGUUGAUCCCAGGAUAGCCAUUAACAUGGAUCCUAACACACCACGUGCAUUCGACAAUGUUUACUACAAGAACUUGCAACAAGGCAAGGGAUUGUUCACUUCCGACCAGGUUUUGUUCACCGACAAGAGAUCGAAGCCAGUCGUAAACGCUUGGGCGGCUAAUUCGAAUACAUUUAACUCCGCUUUCAUCACCGCCAUUACUAAGCUCGGCCGUGUCGGUGUUAAGACGGGGAGGAAUGGGAAUAUUAGGAGAAACUGUGAUGCUUUUAAUUGAUGGGAAUGUUAAUUUUUGGUCGUAAGUUUCUUGUGUAAACUCGUUCUUUCUUUUUUUUUUUGAGGAAAGGACAUAAUUGUUUAAUAAUGUAUCAGUAUCUACUUCCUUAAUGGACCUAGGCUCACUCCAAUAAAUAUCUCGAUUGUAAUAAGUUAAAUUUGUCAACAAAAGUCAAAGAAUAAUAGUGACGGGGGCUGAUAGCAAAUGUUGUUCGAGCCUGGAUUGGAUGUCAAAGAAAUGAAUUAAUGUUUAGUUUA
Gossypium raimondii (Peruvian cotton) is the source of this 1279-nucleotide messenger RNA. RefSeq names its product peroxidase 73. Gene Ontology annotation, biological process: hydrogen peroxide catabolic process; response to oxidative stress. The record is from RefSeq and is a predicted model, not a curated record. NCBI's taxonomy places the organism in Eukaryota, Viridiplantae, Streptophyta, Magnoliopsida, Malvales, Malvaceae. Gene Ontology annotation, molecular function: peroxidase activity; heme binding. The transcript has 4 exons. The coding region runs from base 30 to 1022 and encodes 330 amino acids.